AUGACCUCGGCAGGGCAUUGUUCAGACGAACUGGUUGGCCCCCUCUACGCUUGGAACCUUGGUGCCUCCUCUCGAUCCAGCAUCUUCCGCGCUGCCACUUUUGCCCGGCUGUACGGGGUUGGCGGCUGGUCACCUGACCCCAACGACAAGCAUCCUUGGCUCCAGAUUGACCUGACCAGGAAGUGCCGCAUCAAUGCCAUCGCCACGCAGGGGACCUUCAACUCCUACAACUGGGUGACACGCUACAUCGUCCUCUACGGUGACCAUCCCAAUAACUGGAAGCCUUAUUUCCAGCAGGGGAGCAACUGGACGUUCUUUGGCAAUGUGAACGAGAGUGGCGUGGUCCGCCAUAACCUGCAUCACCCCAUCUUGGCUCGCUAUGUCCGCAUCAUCCCCGUGGCUUGGAAUCCUCAUGGUGCCAUCGGCCUGCGGGUGGGCUUUUACGGCUGCUACUACCAAUCUGAUGUCUUGUACUUUGAUGGCGAUGAUGCGAUUGCCUACCGGUUCCGCACCAAAACUGUCCGCACCACCCAAGACAUCCUGGGGUUCAACUUCAAAACGAUGGAGCGUGACGGGCUCUUGAUGUACGCGGAGGGGGCCCAGGGGGACUACAUCAGUGUGGAGCUGCGGCAGGCCCGGCUGGUGCUCAACAUGAGCCUUGGCAACAGCCUACUCAACACCAGUGGAGGGGAGACGACGAUGACGCUGGGAAGCCUCCUGGAUGACCAGCACUGGCACCAGUUCCGCCUGGACCGCUACCGGCAAUACGUCAACUUCAGCCUAGACGGGGAAGUGCUGCGGUUCCGUCUCAAUGGGGCGUUUGAGCAGCUUGACCUGGACACUGAGAUCUUCUUUGGAGGGGUGAUCAGCCACAAGAAGCAGCGUCUUGCCUACCGGCCCAACUUCCGCGGCUGCAUGGAAAACAUCGCCUACAACUUGAUCUUCAUUAGCAACUUGGCACUACGCCGCUGGCCCAACAUCCAGUUCGAGGGCCAUGUGGGCAAUUACUGUCAUGACAACCUCUUAUUCCCCUUCACCUUUGCUGGGGUCAACAACUACCUGGAGGUGCCAGGCUACCCCCGGAGUAACUCCUUGUCCAUCAGUUUCGAUUUCCGCACGUGGGACUUCGUGGGACUGUUGCUGUACACGCCCUUUGCAGACGGCCUAGGCUGGCUUGAGAUGGUGCUGAGUGACGGUCAAGUGAAUGUCACCAUUGGUCAGCCCAAGUCCGAGACGAAAGCCAAGAAGCUGGAGUUUGCAGCAGGCUAUCGUCUCAAUGAUGGCUUCUGGCAUUCAGUGUUCCUGAAGGUGCAUGAAACCUCAGCGGUCAUAACCAUUGAUGACCAGAAUGAUGCCAGCGUCCGUGUUGACCGAAACAUUCAGUUGCGCACAGGGAACCACUACUUCUUUGGAGGCUGCCCCAAGCCAGCUCUGCGGACCGGCUGCCUCUCCAACCAGACCGCCUUCCACGGGUGCAUGCAGACGCUCAGUGUGGACGGGAAGGCCAUCGAAUUAGAUAUGGUUCGCCAGCAUCGCCUGGGCAAGUACUUUGAGGUGUACUUCAACGUGUGCGGCAUCACAGAUAGGUGUACUCCUAAUAUGUGUGAACAUGGCAGUCGCUGUAUCCAGUCCUGGGAUGACUUCCAUUGCAUCUGUGACUUGACAGGCUACAAGGGGGAGACCUGCCACAAACCGGUUUACAAGGAGACGUGCGAUGCCUAUCGACUCAGCGGCAAAGCGUCUGGCAACUACACCAUUGACCCAGAUGGCAGCGGACCCCUGAAGCCUUUCGUUGUCUACUGUGAUAUUCAAGAGGACCGGGCGUGGACCACUGUGUGGCACAAUCGGUACUGGGCUACCCGAGUGACCGGCUACAGCCCAGAGAGGCCCUUCCUGGGCUCGGUAGACUACUGGAAUGCCUCCUGGGGUGAGGUGUCGGCCCUGGCCAAUGCCUCGGAGUACUGUGAGCAACGCAUAGAGUUCAAUUGUUACCUCUCCCGCCUGCUCAACACCCAGACCGGGAUGCCCCUGAGCUUCUGGAUGGGCCGGAAUCUCGAGCGCCAUUACUACUGGGGGGGCUCCCCGCCAGGGCUGGGGCGCUGCGCUUGUGGCAUGGAGAAGAACUGUGCAGACCCCCGUUUCUACUGCAACUGCGAUGCUGACCAUGCCAUGUGGCGGACAGAUAAGGGGCUACUGAAUUUUGUAGACCACCUUCCAGUUACUCAGGUUGUCGUGACCGACACAAACCGCACGGGAUCAACGGCCCAGUUCACGCUGGGCCCAUUACGGUGCUAUGGAGACCGCAACUCCUGGAACACCGUCUCCUUCACCAACGGAACGGCCUUGCUCUUCCCCACCUUCCAGGUCAACUACAGCCUUGAUAUCAGCUUCUUCUUCAAGACGUCUGCCCCAUCAGGCACUUUUCUGGAGAAUGUGGGCCGAAGGAACUACAUCCGUGUGGAACUCAACACCUCCCGGGAUCUGGUCUUUGCCUACGACAUCGGGAACGGUGACGAGAAUUUGACAGUGCACUCGGAGAUGCCUUUCAACGAUAAUGAGUGGCAUCAGGUCAAGGCAGAAAUCAACGUCAAGUUAGCCCGGCUGCGAGUUGACCGGAUGCCCUGGGUGGUGAGAGCGGCCCCCGCUCAGAGUUUUGUCCACAUGAACCUCACCAGACUGCUCUACGUGGGCUCCGGCAUCUACAGUCUGCGCCCCUUCCUGGGCUGCCUGCGGGGCCUGCGCAUGAAUGGGGUGACCCUCAAUUUGGAGGGGAAGGCCAAUGAGACCCUCGGGGUCCUGGUGAACUGCACUGGACACUGCCGCCGCCCCUUGGUGCCCUGCCAGAACUACGGCACCUGUGUGGAGCACUACAACCACUACACCUGCAACUGCAGUGUCUCUGCUUACGAAGGGUCUUUUUGCCACCAAGAUAUCGGUGCCUACUUUGAGCAAGGAAACUGGGUGCGCUACGACAUCAUGACAAUGCCCAUGCACGUGGUGCAGGAGUUUUCCAACAUCGUCCGCCAACCCCUUCAGCCGUUGCCGGGCUACAACCUGACCGAGGAGAUAGUGGGUCUCAGCUUCCGCACCUCCUCAGCCCCGGCUGUCCUGCUUUACGUCAGCACCUUUGUGAACGACUACCUGGCCAUUUUGCUCCGGGAGGAUGGUAUCCUGCAACUGCGAUACCAGCUGGGCACCCUCCCGUACGUCUAUUCCCUGAGCACCCGCUCAGUAGCUGACGGGCAACCACACCGCAUCAACAUCACACGUGUGAACCGGACGUUGUACACACAACUGGAUUAUUUCCCUGUUAUGGUGCAGCACUUCUCUGCCUUUGUGGACAGCAAACUAGACUCCCCCAAGACGCUCUUUCUGGGCCGUUUCAUGGAGACAGGCGCGAUUGACCCUGAGAUCCAGAGGUACAACACACCAGGUUUCACCGGUUGCCUCUCAGGGGUGAAAUUCAACAGCCUCGUGCCUCUCAAGGCCAUCUUCCGACCCAACAGCAACCCUGGCAACCGCUAUGUCAUCAAGGGGCGGCUGGUGGAGUCCAACUGUGCCUCCAUGCCUUCGGCUUAUGCAGAAAUACCUCCAGAACUGGACCCUUGGUACAUCAACCCAGUGGACUUCCUGUACAUCCAUGACGAUGGCUGGGUGGGGAUUGUCGUUGGAGUUGUCAUUUUCCUCCUCCUGCUGCUCGCCGCCAUCCUCCUCUUGAUGUACCUGCACCACCACCGCUACAAGGGCUCCUACCACACCAACGAGCCCAAGGCCAUCCAAGACUACAACAGCGGAGGGAGCAGCGUGAGCAGUGGCAGCGGAGGAGGGACGCCCGCCCCCGCCGCCAAGCCAGUCGCCCCCCGGAAGGAUCAAAACCUUCCACAGAUCCUGGAAGAGGCCAAGGCCGACUAGGGGAACAGAGCCGGCCCUGGAGGAGCGGUGCAGUCGUCCACACUCCCGUCUCCCUGGCAAGGCCAGCCUCGAACUGCCAAAUGGAACUGCUUGCUGGGAAGCCGGCCUUUCUCCUUUGACCUCCCCCACCCCCCACACGAUGGCUUGUCUGUUUGCUUUGCCCGGUCUCACCUGCACACCCCGAGAAAGGGGGGGGUCUCUGCUUCCAGUCCAGCCCAGGGUCUCCUGGCAACGGUCAGAUCAAUAGCCCUCUGCUGCCUUCUGCGGAUUGCCAGGUUCCCACCCAUGUCUCUUUCCUCGCGGGGGCGGAGGGAGAGGACCAAGUGGUGCCGAAGCAGUUGCCAAAAAUGAUGCCCGAUUCUCACGGAGGUUAUCAGUCCUCUGCCCCUCGGGGGACAGUUGGAGGUCUUCCAUCGUCAACCCGGGCAAGGUGCUGGUUGGGGAGGGGGGAGGCAACACACCAUUCCAAGCACCCCGCCUCCCGCCUGACCUCGGACCUCCUGUCCAGCCAGACCUUAGAGCACCUUCCGAUUUGGAGAGAGAUGUGACUGGUCAAUAUUGCACUUUUUUUUUUUUUUAAUUUUUGAGAAACAAAGAAAAUGCAACGCAAAGUCCUCGCUGGCCUUUUCACGUGACUCUCCGAGCACACACGGAGUCUUCCUGCUUAAUUGCUUAGCGCCAAAAAAACCAAGCCAUUAGUCUAGCAAUGCAAUAUGUAGAGUAUUUAGAGUCCGGCACGUUAUAUUGUGCCCUGAGAGAGAGAGAGAUCAAUGUGCAAUAUAGUCCCUGCCUGCCAAUAGAGACGUGCAGCUGCAGCGCAUGGAAGAAACCGCUUGCACUUCGCUUCCACUUGCUGCUUUCAUAAACCAGGGUGGUUGAGAAACUGACUUUAUUUUUACUUGGUUCCUUCUCCCCUUUUUUUUUUUUUUGUGUUGUGGGUUCGUGCAUUAGACACACUAGGGUUUUUUAAUUCUGUCACUUUGUAUAAAAACACAAAAGCAGAAGAAAUGUUAAAUGUCUCAUGUUCUGUUUUAAAGUGAGGUGCUGUCUGUAAGUUUUGUUGUACGGGGAGAGGAAGGUUUGCGCUUUUCCUCUCCCCCUUUGAAAGUUCAGAGUCAAUACCCAGG
Messenger RNA from Gekko japonicus, 5039 nucleotides. RefSeq names its product contactin associated protein 1 (gene CNTNAP1). The record is from RefSeq and is a predicted model, not a curated record. The coding region runs from base 1 to 3912 and encodes 1303 amino acids. NCBI's taxonomy places the organism in Eukaryota, Metazoa, Chordata, Lepidosauria, Squamata, Gekkonidae. The transcript is spliced from 24 exons.